Molecule: messenger RNA, 1400 nt
Organism: Candidula unifasciata
Lineage: Eukaryota; Metazoa; Mollusca; Gastropoda; Stylommatophora; Geomitridae
Source: the annotation of a GenBank genome assembly
CCUGUAUUUGAAGAUGAAAAUGAUGAGAUCAGUGUCGAAGGAAUGGACGUUUCUGAUAUGGAAGAUGAAGAAGAGACUGUGCGACCCGCAGCCCCGACACCGAGAGGUCCUACACAGAUGGCUCUUAAGCCCCGUCCACCACCUCGAAGACGUCCGGACAUUCUGAUGACCACAUCUCCCCCACUUCCUGUACACAACAAGAGUUACCUAUUCUAUUUUUAUUCUCACCAGGGCAACCAUUUUGAUCCUGUUCUGGGCAACAGAAACAACAAUAGCCUGCAUCUGAAUCCUCAGAAGCUGAAGCAGAAGCUAGCCCAGCAAAUAGAAUUUGAAGACAUGAUUUCAGGAUUUGAUCAGAGGGGCAGAUUCGGACCCCAACAGGCAAGACCUCAGGCCAGGGUCCCUCCUACACCCAUGUUUAAACCCUCCCGCGGAGGUCCAGUCCCAACCCCACCUUCAGCAACUCCACAGAGGCCUCAUAUGAUUCGACACCAGCAGCCGCUGCCUUCUUCUGUCUCUCAUGCAGCUCCACCCCCACACCAACAGUCACACGAUCGCCUUUCACCUUCAUCUAGAGAAAGCCCUUCUCUGUCCAGCCAGAGCUCAGAUUUGCAGCAGCACAGCAGCCGAAGUCCGGGUGAUCGCCCUUAUUCUGGGAAUAAUAUUCAGCCACCAGGCAUCUUGGAAGGUUUUCGGAUACCUCCCCCAGCUCUCUCACCUCUUCAGAAUGCUCCAAAGCCUCCAGACCUGGAUAUGUUUGAUCGUAAGAUUAAAAAGAAAAGGAAGAAAGAGAAAAGGGAUGGGAAUAUCUCACCUCAGAAGCCUGAAAAUCCAUCUGAUAUUCCACCUCCGUUUGGACUGGCUGCUCCUCUGCAUCCUCACAUUCGGGUGAACCAUGCAGCCAUUCCAUUUCCAAAAUUUGCUAGAGGAGCACCCCAGAUUUCUGAAUCUAGAUAUGUUGAUGAAAACUUAGAGGAUAAUGAGGAGCCUCCAAUUGUCAAAGGGUUUGCGGUUCCACUCCGCGAGGGUGUCACCAAGUCUGCUAAACCCAGAUAUAGGAAUGAUGUGAGUGCUGCAGAAGAGGCUGAAAAAGAGGAAGUGCAUGAGGCUGUGAGUGUUGACCAAGAAGAGAAGAGAAUUCAGAGUUCUUCCUCUGCAGUAGAUGAUGCAAGUGCAGGUCCCUUUAUUCCUCCACCUCCUUCUUUUAGAGGAGUGCCCCGGUCAGGGAUGGCCAGACCUCUGGGUCAGUCUGUUCCACAGGACAGCAAGAGCUCCAGAAUAAUUCUGACAAGUGCAAAACCUCCUCUGCCAAAGAAUAGACUUAGCACAAAGUCUUCCAGCCCUCGACCUCCACCCACUAGUGGCCGUGCAGGUCAUAAGUCAUCCUCUCCUACCAGUUA